Messenger RNA from Phyllopteryx taeniolatus (common seadragon), 3569 nucleotides. It is a transcript of the gene pnocb, whose product is annotated as prepronociceptin b. Lineage: Eukaryota; Metazoa; Chordata; Actinopteri; Syngnathiformes; Syngnathidae. The transcript has 3 exons. The record is from RefSeq and is a predicted model, not a curated record. Gene Ontology annotation, cellular component: plasma membrane; dendrite; neuronal cell body. Gene Ontology annotation, biological process: chemical synaptic transmission; sensory perception; neuropeptide signaling pathway. Bases 629 to 1405 code for a protein of 258 amino acids. Gene Ontology annotation, molecular function: opioid receptor binding.
AUCUCAUUGUCUUUGUCUUAUGUUGUAAUGUGUUCUUGUGUAAAAAAAUAAAUUAAUAAAAAUAAAAAAAAUCGCCAACAAUCAGCAAAAUAUCAAACGAUUGUGCCAAUUUGAAAAAGGCUAAUAGUGGCUGAUUAAAUUGGGCAGUCGAUUAAUCGGUGGGGCCCUAACACAAACCCACGCCAAAGAAAAAAUCCUUAGUUGAGGUAAUAUUAAAAUGUGACACAUGAUAAUCUUGUUAGUUUUGUCACUCUCUUUGGUGGAUUUCUUUGUAAUGUAAUGUGACCCCUCUAAAGUCCCACAACAACCUAGAGUCCGAACCUCGAUGUCACAGGAGACCCCCACAAGACUUCAGCAUAUCCUCAUGAGAUGUGAAAGAUUAACUCCACAAGUGUGUUUUGCUUUUCCUUGCCUUUUUAUUUUUGCUGUUUUAAUUUGUUUUGUGUCAACAGAAGGCUAGCAGUGAAAGAGCGAAAGUGUAUGGUUGACCAUAGAAGCAGAUACGGAGAUAAUUGCGGUGUAGGCUGGACUUAAUCCCUGACCUUAUCCAGCUGUUGUUGACCCUUCUUCUUGACGUCUCUGCCUGUUGGGCUCCUGUUUGGUCCUGCCUAUCUGGGUGUGCAGAGCCAUGAAGAUCCCACUGUGGUGCCUGCUGGUUCUGCUUCCAUGUUUCUUCACCCCUGGACACAGUGACUGCCAGGGAGCGUGUGUGGCCUGUGGUCUGCUCCUGGAGCACCAGCAGCAACUGCAUCAAGCCUUCAACACCAUGGCGUGCUUGUUGGAGUGCAAGGGUCAGAUCUCCUCCUCGCUCACCUGGGAGUUGUGUGAACGCACCCUAAAGCUUGCUAUCUACCCUCCAUAUGCCGAGGAAGGCGCCGUGCUCAAAAGCACGGUGGGAGAGCUGCAAAUGACCUCUCUGGAUCUGACCGCUGAUAGUGAACUGCAAUCUGCAGCCGCGCAACAUUUCCAAGAGGAGAAUGAGGACCUGGAUGAGGCCCCGUUUGAGCCGCGCCGUGUCCAGUAUGACUCAUCUCUGCUCGAAUCCUCGGAGGCGGGGGAGGACGUGCAGAGUCUGGCUCUCCAUCUGAAUGACGGAGAAGGCGAGCAGAGGGAAAGCGGGAAUGUCAGCGAGCAGGAUGAAAGCUCAAAGGCCGUUAGCUUAUCCAAACGCUUUGGCGGCUUUCAGCGGGGCCGCCACGGUUACAGGAAGUUGAUUGGCUCCCCCGCGAGACACCUACAGAAGCGUUACGGAGGCUUCAUAGGCGUCCGUAAAUCUGCCCGAAAAUGGAACAGUCAGAAACGGGUCAACCAGCUGCUCAGGCAGUACCUUGGCAUGAGGAGCAGCCGCAGCGGCCGCUUCAACAUCUACCCGGUAACAAGAGUCUGGAGGCAAAACAAACUGUAAACAUGUUGCUCCGCAUACCUCAACCAAUCAUCUUUUCAACAGUCUGAACUGUGACUUCCUCCAUUGUCAUCAGCUCUUUGUGUCCAACAAGUAAAACAAGGAAUGCUUUGACCAUGAUCAAUAUUUAACAUGCCGUCCUGUGAAAUAAAAGAAUUAGAGAAGUGCAAUUGAAUAUAUUUUUGUGUGUCGGUGUAACGAGAGAGACAGGGCCAAAUGAGAUUUGAAAAACCAGGUGUGACUUUUGACUGCACUUUCAUAAAUGGUACUUAAAAGUCAUUUGCACUUUAGUUUGGGAGCCCAGACAGCCCAGCCAGCUUUCAUUAGUUGUGUUGAAUAAAUUGAAAUGUCGAGACUUGGGAGUUCAAUAUUCUAGUCUUUCUCUUGAAUUGGACCUAAUGCUAUCCCCCAACUCAGUUGAGUGGAGUCAGUCUGGAAUUCACUUGUUUUUAGCACGGGCCACAUUGUACAUUAAGUUGCCGUCAGGAGGCCGGUUUUAACCGUGAAACCACAUGAAUGCAUCAUCGCGAGGGGUGUCGCAGUCCCGGCCGGUAUGCCACAAAAAAAAAAAACACAGUUCGGGAUCAGUAUGUACCUAGGUUUUAAGUUCACAGUUCGGUUCACAUACGGUACAAUCAGUGAACCCAGCAACAAAAAAUGCAUAUAUUUUGUGUAAACAGGAACACAUUUAGUGACAAUUUUUAAAAUGAAAUGACUAAAUCAGGGGUGUCCAACUCAUACGUUUUUUCCAAAGGUUGCUAAAUGUGUAUGAGGAAGCUGCAACAGGCUACAGCACAGUAUAUAAAAAAAGUGGGUGUCCAGGAUCAAAGACAAAGAACAAAGAGCCAAGCCCUAUUCCCAGGAUGAACUGCUGAAGAUGGUCCGCCACUCCUUUGUUUAUCACGGAGGUCACUCAAAACAGGCUCUUGUUCUUCACCUUUGAUCCUGGACACCCGCUUCUUGACUGUGCUGUAGCCUAUUGCUGCUUCCCCCUAAACAUUUCGCAACCUUUUGAAACUGUUUAGUGCUGGCUCCCCCUUCCACUGGAGGAAAUUCAGUCAGAGCUCUCUGCUUCUUACAGGCAUCCAACAACUACAUUAUUUUCAUAAUGUCUGACAGGAAGUGGACAGGCUUAAACAAAACCUAAACAAAAAAAAAAACGAACAAAAAAACCUUCAGUAUUUAAACUACAAACUGUGAAUGUUUCUACAUUUCUGGGAAAAAGUCAAUUAUUAGAAGAUUAAAUUAAAUUGGGCUCAUUACUUACAUAUUACAUAUUUGCCCCUGCAUUCGGUUAUCAUUGUUUUCACGGACCACAUAAGAUGACAUGGAGGGCAGGAUCUGGCCGGGGGCCUUGAGUUUGACACCUGUGCUGUAAUUGGGCUCACACAGAUUGUUAACAGUGCAUAGCUGUUCCCCCCCCCCCCCCCCCCCCCCUGCUAUUUCUGCAUCAUAAAUUAAAGACAAGGGAUCGAAUUGUUGCUUUUUCUACCUGACAACUCACUAAAUGGCAUCUCUUUUCGAAAUCUCCCCCAAAACAAAGAAACAAUACUUUACGGUACCCUGGAGUCUUUUAAGGUGAAAUAAUACUGCCCUCUAGUGCCUGAGGAGGAUGCAUGCUGCCAAUAGCGUGCAAUAAAGUGGAUUUUAUUCCACCCCACACGCUGCAAUCACGAUGAAAUUAUAAAGCACAACAAACCAUUUGCUCUGAACUCUCUUAUCUGUGUAAUGAGACGGAAAUUACACAGUUAUCUCCUGGAACUUUUUGCCCUCCGAAAAUUAUUAGGGAGUUUUGCCAAAAUGACCUUAUGUUUUCAGCUAUUGAAUUCUCGAGGAAAAAAAAAAAUAUUCAUUGGUUAGUUAGUAGAUUUUCCCCUUACAGCUAGUAAUUAAACAACUCUAACUGUGAUGUUGCAGAAAUCAAGUCGCAGGUCCAACAUAUUGCGAUACGUACGGAAAGGAAAGACUCAUUUGUACUGAGGUCAGUGGAGCUGGAAAUGGCCUGGGCCUGUCAUUGGGUGUGUGGCACACCGUGGAAAGCCAAAGGAGUUGUAAAUGAUGCCAUCUUAAUGUAUCUUUUAAGAGCAGAGGGGAGGAAUUAACGGUGCAUGUCAGCCAUGGUCAUUAUUGUACAAAAAAAAACUCGCAGCCACAGUCAUUGUUUUAC